AUGUACUUUACCAAACACUGCUUGUCAUGGUUUUGUGGAAGGAAGAACGUGAAGGACGAAGUGACGGGUGCGAAAAAGGCGCUGACGGUGGUCGGCCGACUGACACCUGAAGAUGCUCUAGACUACGCCAAGGUCAAGCUGGCGCUGUUCCAGCGAUUUCGUUACACUAAAGAAGGAUACCGCGAGAGGUUUCGCGACGCCAAACCCGAGGACGGCGAAACGAUGAGACAAUUUGCUGCUCGACUGGCAGGGUACUUUGAUAGAUGGCUCGAGAUAGCGGGAGUUGAGAAAACGUUUGAAUCACUGCGAGACAAUAUCCUAGUGGAACAAUUUCUGUUGACAUGCUCGAGCAAGCUGACGGUCUUCCUGAGAGAGCGCGACUGUCAGAGGUUGGAUGAUGUAACAGCUAAAGCUGACCUCUUCUUGGAGGCCCAGGUGCAGCAUAGCACGGGUAAGCAAAAGCGAGACGAGGCGACAAACAGGCAAGACGCUGGAAACGAAGAUAAACACGCAAGGGGUGGUCUCCGAAAGAGUAUCCGCUGCUUCCUUUGUGGGAAGAUUGGGCACAAGGCAGAAAACUGCAGAAGUAACGGCCAAGCUAUGAGGUCACUGACAUGUUGGGAUUGCGGCCGUAGUGGUCACAAGGCAGAGAACUGUAAGGGAAGGCAGAGCGAGAAACAUCAGGCGUCGUGCUUGUACACGGUGCCAACAGAUAAUUGCGAAAACGCCGACGAUUCCUACGUCACCCUGGAUAAUGGUGACAAGAUCCCGGUAGUGAAUGCGGUCAUGGGGAGAGCCCCGAAAUUUCUGUCGGAGAACAUGCCGGUAGUGGAAGGACGACUGGGAGAACACAAGAUGACGGUGUUAAGGGACACCGGCUGCAACACCGUGGUUGUUCGCAAAGAACUAGUCCCUCAAGAGAACCUAACUGGAAAGUCGAGUCUAGUGUUUUUAUUAGAUCGAACAGUUCGGUACCUGCCGGAGGCGGUUAUUGUGAUACGAACGCCCUACUACACGGGAAAGGUAACGGCGAAGUGCGUCAGUAACCCCCUAUACGACUUGAUACUGGGAAACAUACCGCAAAUGCGUGAGGCUAAUGACCCUGACCCAGAAUGGGAAAAGAACCAUGAAGACAAUCUCGGCGACUGCCUAGACAAGCCGAUGGAGAGAUACGAAACGUGUUUGAACGCCAUCGGAGUCAACGUGGGCUGUCGCAGGGCAAUGGAAGCAACCAAGAGCAUCGACGAGCUCCCAGAUGAGAAACCAGCCGUAGCUGCGUCCGCGAGCGAGGGGAGAGAAGCUGGAAGCCCAAUAGGAAAACUAGAACGCCCUCUGAAAGUCGCGCAGGUGUCAGUAACCGACACAACAGCCGAGGAACUCGGAAAGCAGCAGAAAGAGGACGCUACUCUUACGAAGUGUUUCAACGAUGUAGGAAAGACAACGAAGAAACACAAUUCCAGGACAAGGAUUCAGUUUUUGCUGAAGAACGACCUUCUAUACAGGAGCGUCCUAUACUCAUCCGGCAGAAGAUCAGAACAACUGGUUCUCCCAAAAAGGUUCAGGGCCGCUGCUGUAACUAUGGCACAUGACAGCGUUAUGUCCGGACACCAGGGGGCGAAGAACACCCUCAAUCUGGUGGCAGAAGAAUUUUUUUGGCCAUGCAUGCAAAGCGAAAUCAAAAGGUACGUUCGUUCGUGUGACGUGUGCCAACGCACCGUACCCAAAGGCAAGGUGGGCAAGGCCCCCUUAGGAAGCAUGCCAAUCAUCGAGACACCUUUUCAAAGAGUCGCGAUAGAUAUCAUCGGUCCUAUAGUGCCUAUCGCAAGCUCGGGGAAUAGGUAUAUUCUUACAAUGGUUGACAUGGCCACGAGGUAUCCUGACGCAGUAGCGUUGAAGAGCAUUGGGUCCCAGCAGGUAGCCGAGGCGUUGGUUCAGAUGUUCACGCGGUAUGGAGUACCGGCAGAGAUCCUUAGCGAUCGCGGCACCAACUUUACCUCUGAGCUAAUGAGAGAGGUGAGCCGGCUUCUAUCGAUGAAGCAACUCUUAACCACUCCCUAUCAUCCCAUCAGCAACGGCCUGGUCGAGAGGUUUAAUGGCACCAUCAAGCAGAUGCUAAGGAGGAUGUGCAAAGAAAGACCAAAGGAUUGGGAUAGAUAUCUCCCAGCUUUGCUUUUCGCCUACAGAGAGGUGCCCCAGGCUAGCCUCAGGUUCUCGCCAUUUGAACUGCUAUACGGGAGAAGAGUACGAGGACCACUGGCCAUCCUCAAGGAGUUGUGGUCGAACGAAGCCCUGAAGGAAGACAUGAAGACGACAUAUGGAUACAUCUUGGAACUAAGGGAAAAACUAGAGGAAACAUGCAAGCUGGCGCACGUAUGCCUGCAUGAAGCAAGGGAGAAGUAUAAGAAAUACUAUGACAGGAAGAGCUGCAACCGACAUAUGAAGCAAGGAGACCUGGCGCUCAUUCUGCUCCCCACCGAUCUGAACAAGAUGAUCAUGCAAUGGAAAGGUCCCUUCCCCGUAGUCGCAAGAAAGAAUGAUGUGGAUUACGAGUUAGACGUAGGAGGCAAGAAAAAGGUGUUUCACAUCAAUAUGCUUAAAAGAUAUGAAGAAAAAGAAGGAAGUCAACAAGGUAGACAACAUUGCGGUAUGGUAAUGGAUUCUCAAGAGAAAGAUGAAGUCGCAACCGAGCUAAGUAUUGAAGAUACAGAGGGGAUUCCUACGCCAAGCUGGACGAGGCAGCAAGGAUGGGAAGACGUCAACAUAAACGAACACUUGGAAUCCCAAAAGCGUGAUGAGGUACGAGAGCUGAUUGAGGACUUCAAAGAUAUAUUUUCGAACCUUCCAGGCAGGACGAGUCUGCUGACCUGUGACCUUCAACUGACCACGUCCCGACCAAUACAUGUGAAGCAGUACCCACUGCCGCUGUCGGUUCAGGAAACAGUCGAGCAAGAAAUCGACGAGAUGUUGGAGCUGGACGUGAUUGAGAGAUGCACCUCAUCGUACAACGCGCCAGUGGUAAUGUUGGGGGGUGUCAUGGUUGUGUGGAAGGAAGAACGUGAACGACGAAGUGACGGGUGCGAAAAAGGUGCGAAAAAGAGCACGAGCCGCGACUUUCGGCAGCUGCUUGAAGGAUCUGACCGGCUGUGUCCCGGUAUCAACGACCCGAACCAGAACCCGCCGCUACGCACGGUGUGA
Molecule: messenger RNA, 3195 nt
Organism: Ixodes scapularis (black-legged tick)
Lineage: Eukaryota; Metazoa; Arthropoda; Arachnida; Ixodida; Ixodidae
Exons: 3
Coding region: 1-3195 (1064 amino acids)
Biological process (GO): DNA integration
Molecular function (GO): zinc ion binding; nucleic acid binding
Source: RefSeq, a predicted model, not a curated record